AUAUGGCAGAGAAUGUAUAAUAAUUAUUAAACAUUCUUUGCAUAUGCUGCCCACAGCUGACGAACAUGAAAGUUGUAAAAAAUAUAUCUAUUAUUAAUAAAAUUAAUACACUUAAAACAAUCUAGGCAUUUUUACAAAAUACUUGUACAAACUCAAACCUUUCGUGUUCAAUGACCGAUGCCGUUUCGUACAUCAGUUUUGAGAGUCAGUGGAAUUGAUCCUUCAGCAAGGCUCAGAAAAUUUAUUGGCUUAUCAACAUUUCAUAACUGGUCACCAGGAUCUUCGAUAAUUUGGAAUUCGCAGAUACGGAAAGCUUAUUCUCGUCACAGAAAAAUCGAAAUGGACAAAGUAUAUUUACGAAAUGAUGGUGCAAAUCAAGAUCUUCAUAUCAGUUUUCGAUUUACUGAUGAAGAGAUGCGAGUGGACCGUGAUUUCAAUUUUUGUCGUAAAAUGAACGAAAAUAUAGACGACGCUCUAGCUCGCAUACGCAAUAAUAUAGAAAAAGAAAUAAAUAAAAAGAACAAAAAGGGGAAGAAAAAGUCAACUGACCAAACGCAGGAAGUAGCGAAAUGUAACCUCAAUAUGAUUCCAGUCGAGAUAGUGCGAUCUGACCUCGUUGAGAAAGUCGAAAAUAUGACCUUUGAAAAACUGUUGGCCAAAUGUAGUGAUUUGAAGUUACGUGUAAUGGAUAAAAAUUUCGAAAUUGUGUACAACAUGCCGUGGGUAUUGAGUUUAUCCUUACCCACAUGUAUAUUAGCGGGUUUCAGGGUUUACCCCAGCAAAGUGGAAAUCCAGUUUGCUGAUCGAAAAAACAGUGUUGGGAAUUGGUACAAGGCAAAAAAGCCAUCAAGUGGAGACAUGCUUAGAGGUGCUGACUGGACACACUGCGGCAGUGGCUUUCAUUAUGAUACUGAUAAUAGUGAUAUUGGAUAUUUUUUAAAGUUUCAACUAACACCUGGUAAUGAAGCUGGACAGCUUGGUCCAUCAGUUGAGCAAAUCACGAAAAAUGAAGUACAACCAGGUCCAGGGCAGUGUCCAUUUGAGCUAAGACACUCUUUCACCAAGCAUAGGUUGAGCGGUGACUAUAUUAGAGUGGUUUCUUAUAAUAUUCUCGCCGACCUCUAUGCUGAUAGUGAUUAUACGCGAACCCAUCUUUUCCCUUAUUGCCCACCAUAUGCAUUAAAAAUUGAUUAUCGAAAGCAACUAUAUAUAAAAGAAAUAAUUGGUUACAAUGCGGAUAUCAUUUGCUUACAGGAAGUAGACGUGAAAAUAUUUGAUCUAGAUUUGGUUCCUAUUUUAGAAUCUGACGAAUAUGGUUAUCAAGGAGUGAUUGCUCAAAAGGGUACAUGUGGCGAGGGAGUGGCGAUAUUUUAUCAUAAAUCACGGUUCGAAAUGUAUUGUAAACAUGAACUAAACAUUGGAGAAGGAAUACGCACACUUCCACUGUUUGCCGAUUUAUGGAAAAAGAUUGAAAAUAAUAAAAACCUUGUUGAGCGAAUAUGUGAUAGAUCAACAACAUUACAGGUUUUAAUACUGAAGUGCAAGGAAAAUGGCCGUUAUUUAUUAGUGACAAAUACCCAUCUUUAUUUCCAUCCCGAUGCAGAUCAUAUUAGGCUAUUACAAAUGGGAUUUGCUAUGCUAUAUGUUAAGCACAUAUAUAACGACUUUUUAAAAAAGAUAAAUUUGUCUGAUGAACGAGAGUUGUCAUUAAUCUUUAGCGGCGACUUUAACAGUGUUCCCGAAUGUGGAAUUUAUAAAUUAAUGAUUGAAGGAAACGUGGGAAAGGAUUUUGUUGAUUGGAUAAGUAAUAGGGAAGAGGCAGUGCGCAACGUAACACUUUCACAACCAUUUAAGAUGAAAUCAGCAUGUGGCACUCCCCCGUACACAAACUAUACACAUGCAUUUGCGGCUUGUCUUGAUUACAUAUUCUACCAAAGCGAUCGUCUACAAGUUCAUCAGGUGGUACCCCUGCCAACAGAAGAUGAACUGAAAAGUCAUACAGCUAUACCCUCUGUAGUUUUUCCCUCUGAUCAUGUAGCGUUGGUGGCGGAUUUAAAAUUUAAACCAAUUUAACUAUUUGAAUCCAAUUUAAAGUAUAUUCCUCUAAAAAUAAAGUACAUUUUUUAUUUUCCAAGA
Molecule: messenger RNA, 2136 nt
Organism: Ceratitis capitata (Mediterranean fruit fly)
Lineage: Eukaryota; Metazoa; Arthropoda; Insecta; Diptera; Tephritidae
Product: 2',5'-phosphodiesterase 12
Exons: 6
Coding region: 178-2073 (631 amino acids)
Biological process (GO): nuclear-transcribed mRNA catabolic process, deadenylation-dependent decay
Cellular component (GO): mitochondrion
Molecular function (GO): 3'-5'-RNA exonuclease activity
Source: RefSeq, a predicted model, not a curated record